UGUUAAAAUCUUGAAACCAAAAAUCUACAGAUUAAAUCAUCUCCAGAAACAAUGGGAAAUGUUCUAAAGCCUCUCAUGGAAGAUCCUCUUUCAUUUGCUUACGAGCCUCUCCUCAGCUCACCAAUGGAUAAAGAAAACGAGGAUCUGAGAGUCUUCAGCGUCACGGAACUGAAGAAAGCAACGAGCAACUUCAGAAAAGACAGGGUCGUACAUGAAGAGGAUGGCUCUGUUCGAACAUUCUACAAGGGCUCCAUCGAUGACACCUCAUCAAGAACUAAAAAAAGAAUCUCUGUUUUUGUCAUGGAAUGUCUUCAAGAUAGUUUAGAGGCUAUAGAAGCGUGGAAGGAAGAGGUGAAGUCUCUAGGAGAACAUUCUCAUCCAAACAUAGUAACAUUUUUGGGUUACUGUUGUGAAGAUAAAAAAUCACUAUUGGUAUUCGAAUACUUGCACCAAGGAACUUUGGAUCAUCACAUUAACGGAAAGAAAGAGGUCUUGUCAUGGGAAACACGGGUUAAGAUAGCCAUUGGAAUAGCUAAAGGUGUUGCAUUUCUCCACUCAUUCUAUAACUCAUCGCUAUAUUUUGAACUCAGAAUGCAUAACAUUAUGCUUGAUGAGGAAUACAAUGCAAAACUGUUUUACCUUGCAACAAACAAAAAAUGUCUGGAAAAUUGCUUGACUAUUUAUGGACAUAGAUACAUGCCUCAUGAAUGUCUGGUGUCAGGUGGUUUUAAAAUGGAUACCGAUGUUUUCGCAUUUGGUGUGAUUUUGCUUGAGCUUUUUACUUGUUCGAAAGAUGAGGACUUGCUUGCGCAUUUACUUGCUUUGAGAAAUGGAGCAAAAAAGUUGAAGAAGAAUAAAAGCUUAGAUGUUAGGGAGACUAGACCGUUCUUGUUUACGGAAAUAAUUGAUCCACGACUUGAGGAUGAUUAUCCUGUGAAUGCGGCAAUGCAGAUGGGCACACUCAUCCAAAGAUGUACCAAGUGCUGGCCUACACGACCGUCCAUGCAACAAGUUUUAGAUGUUCUGAAUGAUAUUGCAGAGAUUAACUAG
Brassica oleracea var. oleracea is the source of this 1050-nucleotide messenger RNA. RefSeq names its product putative inactive serine/threonine-protein kinase At5g11400. Gene Ontology annotation, biological process: protein phosphorylation. NCBI's taxonomy places the organism in Eukaryota, Viridiplantae, Streptophyta, Magnoliopsida, Brassicales, Brassicaceae. Bases 52 to 1050 code for a protein of 332 amino acids. The transcript is spliced from 6 exons. The record is from RefSeq and is a predicted model, not a curated record. Gene Ontology annotation, molecular function: ATP binding; protein kinase activity.